Schistosoma turkestanicum is the source of this 1887-nucleotide messenger RNA. Lineage: Eukaryota; Metazoa; Platyhelminthes; Trematoda; Strigeidida; Schistosomatidae. The record is from the annotation of a GenBank genome assembly.
AUGGGUGAUUCAAAUAAAUCUUACUGGUCUUUUGAAGAUGAACAUUGUUUACCUUAUAGUACUACUACUACUACUACUACCACUACUAUUAUUGCAACGCCGACAACAACAACUACUACUAUCACUGCUACUACCGAUACUGGCAGCAGUACAACAGAUGCUUCAUCUUUGCCUUUUCCAUUACCUACUAUGACUAUUCCAGUUAGUACUACAGAUGUCAUUUAUCCAGUUCAUAGACUAGAAAACCAAUUUUAUGCAAGAGCAGUAGAAAGGAGAGGAUUACAACAAUCAGAAGGAUUAUUUAUUGAAAGUACUCCAAUAUGUCAAGAAUUCAGAAACAUUUUAUAUUUUUCUCAAGAUCAGAGGCAAAUACCAUCAUAUGCUAUGGAGAAGUCGAACGUACCAUUUCCAAAAUCUUCUCAGAAAUCAACUACAUAUAUUCCUGAAAUCGGUGAACAUGGAAAGACUCAGGGCUGCUUUACACCAUCUUCAUUUAGCUAUGGUGAAUCUAGUGUUUAUCACUUUACUACUAGUCAGAUUGAACAAGAAUCUAGAACAACAUCUUCAUAUACCUCUGCAUGCGCAGCAUCUGGAAGUUACACUCAGUUUCAACCAAGGCGAUCAUUUGAAUUCGAAAGAGAAAAGUUCCCUUAUCAAAGCAGAACACUUGAAUAUCCAUCACUCUCUUCGUACAAAUUCUUAAAACAAGAAUCCUCCACAUGUUCUGACCCGCCUACUUUUACUUCACAAAGCAUCCCACCUAUGGAAAGCAAAGGUAUAAAAUUGCCUGUAUCUUUUAUGAAACCGGAGGUGCAUACUUUGCGAACACAAAAAGGAUCACAUUUACAAGAACAUAGUCAUACGCAGUUCUCUAUUUCACCUACACAAAAACUCCUUCAAAGACACUAUUCAGUUCCUGAAGGGCCGAUACUUGAAAAGCCAGAUAUAUAUCAUCUUUCACAACCGAAAUCGGCUCCAUCUGAACAAGACUAUAGUGUAUCAUACUCCAAAGAUUAUUUUGAUGUCUUUUCUAUCAGACAGUCAUCCAGACCAUUAAGUACUGAAACUUUUGCGAGUUAUAUGGCAGAUUUUAGUACAUCUCCAUCUCUCUCUAUAGAGCCAGGGCCAUCAACGAUGAUGUACAAAACAUUUACUCCCUCUACUGCUACCCAACCUUCCACUUCAACAAGACAAAAUGUGACUGGUGAAUCUUCGGAAAAACGCCGAUAUUGCUGUCCCGAACUAGAAUGUGGAAAACGAUUUGCUCGCCCAGAUGAACUUAAAAGGCAUCACAGAAUACACACUGGAACCAAACCAUUUAUGUGUAAAUACUGUCCACGUUCGUUCGGUCGUUCUGAUCACUUAAGAACACACACGCGUUCUCAUACUGGUGAAAGACCAUAUACAUGUGAGUCUUGUGGACGUAAAUUCGCUCGAUCCGACGAACGCACAAGACAUAAGAAAGUUCACAGUUGUGGCGUCGUUAAAGAUACUCAAUUGGGUGAAAGCUCUUUUUCUGGCAAAACAACCCAGUUACCAUGUCCACAAGAACAGAUAGCCACAUAUUCACAUGAACAGCUCUUAAGUACGUCAGUAUCUGAAACUUCAACACAAGGAUCAUACUUAAGUUCUGUUAUUUUCCAGCCAUCUGUUUAUCCACCGCUUCCCUGGCAAACGACUUCCAUUGAAUCUAACCCUAAUAUUCCACAACUCCACGAAAUUCCAAUGGGAACGUUAUCUCCUUUACCAUGUUGUCAACCAACACCGAUGUCACGUUUGUUAUAUCCGAAUAUUACAUCAUCACAACCUAUCAAUACGUUGCCUGAAUGGAAAACAUAUACAAUUUCGCCACAGAUCCAUCCAGUUACAACAACCGAUUCCACAUAG